AUGCAUAUCAACUGGCUUGCGGUGUCCCUGUGGCUCUAUGCUGGCGUGGGUGCUCAGUCUUUUAGUAGUGCAGUCCGAAACCAUGCAGCAACACCGUCGUCGAGCUCGAGAUUGAUCAGAGCAUCACCAACAGCCUCGGUAGCUGUCGAGUCUCCGAGAGUUUCAGUGCACUCACCCAAUCUUGCUGCCGCUGACGCGCCGUAUUGGCUUGCGGACAUCGCUCAUCAAGGUGUCGCAGCCUUCAAUCCGAAUCCCGCCACGUACAAGGUCUUUCGCAAUGUCAAAGAUUAUGGUGCUAAAGGCGAUGGUGUCACGGACGAUACUGCCGCCAUCAACGCGGCCAUGAGUGAUGGUGGCCGCUUUUCACCAGCGGGUCGUAAGACAUCUACCACAACACCUGCGAUCAUCUACUUUCCAGCGGGGACGUAUCUAAUCUCGUCGUCGAUCAUCGAUUACUAUUUCACGCAGAUUGUCGGCAAUCCGAACUCCCUUCCAGUUAUCAAGGCUACCCCAGGAUUCACCGGAUUGGGCUUGAUAGACGGCGAUCAGUAUCAGAACGAUGGUGGACAAGGGUGGAUCUCCACGAAUGUUUUCUUCAGACAGAUUCGCAACUUGGUUCUAGAUAUGACCACUAUCCCCGCGGGCACUGCAGCUACGGGUAUUCAUUGGCCUACGGGUCAAGCUUCGAGCAUUCAGAAUGUCCGGAUCUUGAUGAGCUCGGGUGCCGGAACACAGCAUCAAGGUAUCUUCAUUGAGAACGGCUCUGGCGGCUUUGCUACCGACAUCACCACCGUCGGCGGCUUAUAUGGAUUCAACAUCGGAAACCAACAGUUCACCAUGCGCAACUUGCACAUCUCUGAUGCUGUGGUCGGCAUCUCCCAGAUUUGGAAUUGGGGUUGGACAUACCAGGGAGUCACCAUCACGAACUGCAAAACGGCAUUCUCGAUCUCGAAUGGCGGUCCUGGAAAUCAAUUAGUCGGAUCCGCCAUCAUGCUUGACAGUACGAUCGAGAACUGUCCUGUCUUUGUUGAUACAGCGUGGCAAAGCUCGAGCUCGAGCAAUGGUAGUCUGAUCCUGGAGAAUGUGGCCCUCAACAAUGUACCGGUUGCUGUCAAGGGUCCCAGCGGCACUGUCCUUGGUGGCUCAGGUGGUUCCAUGACCAUCGGCGCUUGGGGUCAGGGACACAAGUAUACUCCUUCCGGGCCAGCCAACUUCCAAGGAGCAAUCAAUGCGCCACAGAGACCAGCGGCUCUGCUUGCCAGUGGUUCUUCGAGAUAUUAUACCAAAUCCAAACCGCAGUACGAAGGAUCCUCGACAUCUUCUUUCCUAAGUGUACGGAGUGCCGGAGCCAGAGGAGAUGGCUCUUCUGACGACACUGCCGCGAUUCAGUCUGCUCUCAACUCCGCCGUGUCCUCGGGACGGAUCGUGUUCUUUGACCAGGGUGUGUACAAGGUGACCGACACCCUCUAUAUCCCUCCCGGCUCCCGGAUUGUUGGCGAGGCAUACCCAGUGAUCAUGGCUAGUGGGGGUCGGUUCUCCAACAUCAACCAGCCCGUGCCGGUGGUCCAGGUUGGCAGAUCAGGCGAAUCUGGGUCGAUUGAAUGGUCAGACAUGAUUCUGAGCACCCAAGGUUCCACGCCUGGAGCAGUACUCGUUGAGUGGAAUCUGGCCGCAAGCCCAGGGUCUGGUAUGUGGGAUGUCCACACUCGAAUUGGAGGCUUUGCAGGCUCCUCGUUACAAGUUCCCCAGUGCCCGACGUCAGCCGCUGUCUCGGCCGCCUGUCAAGCGGCUUACAUGUCCAUGCAUAUCACGAAGAGCGCCAGUGGCGUUUACCUCGAGAAUGUAUGGUUGUGGACGGCCGAUCAUGACCUCGACGACGGUGCGGACACGCGGAUCUCCGUCUACACCGGGCGCGGGCUCUUAGUGGAAGGCCAAAACAUUUGGCUGUACGGAACCGGAGUCGAGCAUCAUUCGCUGUAUCAAUACCAGUUUUCCGGUUCCAAGUCCGUCGUGACGAGCUUCAUCCAGACCGAGACACCAUACUACCAGCCCAUCCCCAACGCAGCAAAUAGCCCGUAUCCCAGAAAUCCCUCUCUCAAAGAUCCCGACUACAGCAGCUGCCUCCCCGGCAACUGCAAUUCUCUGGGUCUCCGCGUUCUGGAUAGUGAGAACACCAUCAUCUACGGCGCCGGGCUCUACAGCUUCUUCAACCACUAUAGUACCACAUGCUCCAACUUCCCGAGCCCGGAGGACUGCCAAAGUGAGAUCUUCAGCAUCGAGGGAUCCACCAGCGGACUGGUCGUGUACGCGCUCAGCACCGUGGGCACAACGAACAUGAUCGUCAAGGACGGGGUGUCGUUGGCGCAUUACAGUGACAACUUGGCGACCUUUGCGGACACCAUUUCCUAUUUCACUUUGUAG
Messenger RNA from Aspergillus clavatus NRRL 1, 2421 nucleotides. Its product is annotated as glycoside hydrolase family 55 protein. The transcript has 5 exons. The coding region runs from base 1 to 2421 and encodes 806 amino acids. The record is from RefSeq and is a predicted model, not a curated record. Gene Ontology annotation, molecular function: polygalacturonase activity. Lineage: Eukaryota; Fungi; Ascomycota; Eurotiomycetes; Eurotiales; Aspergillaceae.